GCGCUCUCCUCCUCCUCUCUCCUCCUCCUCCUCCUCCCCCGGGCCCCAGCUCGGGCACCGAGGUGGCCGCUCCCGGCCGCGCCGGCUUCCCCAGCCCCGACCCCUUCAGGCUUCGGAAGCCGGGACGGGCGGCUCCCGGCCGCGCCAUGAGCAUCGUCAUCGGCAUCGGCGGGGUCACCAACGGCGGCAAGACCACGCUCACCCGCAAGCUGAUGCAGGCCCUGCCCAACUGCAGCGUGGUGCACCAGGACGACUUCUUCAAGCUCCCUGGUAGCUGUGCUGACCAAGCAGGUGUUUUCUUAUCGCUGUUUCAGCCUCAAGAUGAAAUAGAAGUUGAAGAUGGGUUUAAACAGUAUGAUGUGAUUAGCGCAUUAGAUAUGGAGGCUAUGAUGAAUACCAUCAAUGCUUGGGUAAGAAACCCAGUCAAGUUCGAACGUUCUCAUGGGAUCAACAACACGCUGGAUGCCCAAAUCUCACCAGACAGGGAGGGAGGAGAUAAAACAAUCCACAUUCUUAUUGUUGAAGGCUUCCUACUUUACACCUACAGGCCACUGAUUGAUAUUUUCCACCAUCGGUACUUUCUUUCCAUUCCAUAUGAAGAGUGUAAAAGGAGAAGAAGUUCGAGGAAUUAUACUGUACCAGAUCCACCUGGAUUGUUUGAUGGCCACGUUUGGCCUAUGUACGUGAAGCACAGGAAGAUAAUGGAAGAUCUUGGUGUUGACGUGGUGCACUUGAAUGGAACAAAAUCAAGGGAGGAGCUGUUCAAUGAGGUGUAUGGACAGAUCCAAAAUAAGAUUGAAGAAUUACUUAACAUGCAGAAAUAAGUUGCUUGGGAUUGAAGAUGAUUCCUGUUUGCUCUGAGCUGUCUACCUGACUGCUACUAAAGUUCCAGCUUCUGUGAAGACUCAGUUAUUGGAUUUGACUUUUUGUUCAAUUUCCCCUGAAACCGAGCUAGACAUGGUCAUAAUAAAAAAAAGUAUUUCCCCCUCA
Messenger RNA from Anas platyrhynchos (mallard), 990 nucleotides. Its product is annotated as nicotinamide riboside kinase 2. The record is from RefSeq and is a predicted model, not a curated record. Lineage: Eukaryota; Metazoa; Chordata; Aves; Anseriformes; Anatidae.